This is a messenger RNA of Lodderomyces oxycetoniae, 1320 nucleotides long. RefSeq names its product Mdj1p (gene MDJ1). The transcript has a single exon. Gene Ontology annotation, molecular function: ATP binding; heat shock protein binding. NCBI's taxonomy places the organism in Eukaryota, Fungi, Ascomycota, Pichiomycetes, Serinales, Debaryomycetaceae. The record is from RefSeq and is a predicted model, not a curated record. Gene Ontology annotation, cellular component: cytoplasm. Bases 1 to 1320 code for a protein of 439 amino acids. Gene Ontology annotation, biological process: protein refolding; response to heat.
AUGAGGUUGAGACCACAGUUAGUCAGUAGUAUAUGGAGGCGGCAAUUGCAAACGUCCAGACGGUUGUUUCUUAAUUAUGAUCCGUACCUGACACUUGGAGUGGAUAGGUCAGCGGACGGCAAGCAGAUCAAAAGAGCGUACUAUGAUUUAGUGAAGAAGUUUCACCCCGAUGUGAACAAAGAGAAGGAUGCGGAGAAGAGGUUCCACAAGAUCCAACAGAGUUAUGAGAUAUUAAGGGAUAAAGAGAAGAAGGCGCAGUAUGACCAGUUUGGUAAGGAUGCGUUUGAUGAGAAUGGACAGCCCACUGGAGGAGGGCAGAAUCCCUUUGAAAACACAUCUGGUAAUCCAUUUGGCGGUAGUCCAUUUGGUAAUCCAUAUGGGUUUGAUUUUGAGGAUUUAUUUAAGGAAGCCUUUUCUAGAGGCGGUGGUGGUGGUGGUGGUGGUGGUAGACGAGCCCAGUUUGUCACGGAGCAUGUUGGGGAUAAUGUCGAGGUACUUAAGCUGAUUCCGUUUAAGGAGAGUAUAUUUGGAGGCAAGACCACUAUCAACUAUAAGGUGCUUGAGACAUGUGGCACGUGUAAAGGAAGCGGGCUUAAAGCGGGAGCCAAGAAGCAAACGUGUUCUUCGUGUCACGGCACGGGCCAGACGUCGUAUGUGAUGGGCGGGUUCCAUAUGGCGUCUACAUGUGCCACAUGUCAAGGAUCCGGGGUAGCAGUAAACCGAUCAGAUGGGUGUACGACGUGUCACGGUAACGGGGUACAGGAGGUUCCCAAGUCCACGACUAUCGAUGUACCUGCCGGGGUCAGCAAUGGGACGAGGUUGAGGAUUCCCGGGCAAGGAGAUGCGCCGCAAGUUUUGAAGGACAAGUAUAAUACGAUUAGGAAUGGAGACUUGAUUGUGCGGAUCAAUGUACAGUCUGACCCUAUAUUCAAGAGGGAAAAGAACAAUUUAGUAGUUGAGCUGGAGAUCAAGAUGACUACUGCAAGUCUUGGAGGAGAGAUUGUAGUGCCCACCUUAGAUGGAGAGAAGGUCAAGUUAAAGAUUCGACCAGGAGUGCAGAAUGGCAAGAGGUUAGUGAUUCCCGAUAAGGGAGUUCCAGUGAGUCGACAAAGACGGGGCGAUUUAGAAGUUAUUUUGAAUGUCAAGACGUUGGUUCCAGAGACUGCGACACAGAGUGCAUUGCUUGAGGCAUUAGCGGAUGCGUUUAAUGAUGAGAAUGCGAAAAGGACACUUGAGUGGGAGAAGGUGAAGGAAGAGAAGGACUUGCAUCCAUCGACGAUGGAAAAGAUUGCCAAGCUCUUUGGGAUUAGAAGAAAGUGA